AUGCAACACCAAGCACACAGAGAGCCGCCAUCGUUUAUCUUCACCAGAAGCACUCGGAUAUGGGAACUACUGGCCGGAGACAUGGCUGCUGCUGCUGUUUCUGCCACUCUUGUAGCACCUACAGUUACCAUCAUCGACAGAGCAAUUGUUGAGAAGGCUUCAUCAAACCAACCGUUGCUACGAAGUCUGCGCCAUCAAGCCUGGUCUCUGGUAAAGUCGCCUCGUCAAUUUAUGCUAUCACUACCUUUCGGUAUCGUCUGGUCGCUGUAUGCUGGAACCUAUGGAGUCGCCAAUGUUGCCGAGACCAUCUCUGAGAGACUUACCCCGGAGCAUGUGGGCACUAUUGUCGGAGCUUCUGCCUUCUUAGUCAACGUCCCUCUCGGUGUAUGGAAGGACGUCCGCUUUGCUCAAAUGUUCGCCCGCAUACCCUCCCGCGUUGCAAACACAGCAGCAGCCACAGCAACAGCAACCGUACCCAUGCCCAAACUCCGACCCUCGCGUUCAGCAACAACAGUCUGGCUCGUACGUGACGCGUUGACGCUCUUCGGAUCAUUUACCUUCGCGCCUCGGCUAGCAGCGGCUAUCCCGGACAACUUGGCACUCCACCCUCAGACCAUCUCCCAGCUAUCUGUACCUGCUCUGACGCAGAUUGUUGCUACUCCGCUGCAUUUGCUUGGUUUGGAUCUGACGACUAGACAGCAUCAUGUGCCUUGGAUGCAGAGGAUUGCCGAUACUACCCGCUCCGGAUUGUUGUCUACGACUAUUGUGCGAUGCUUCCGUAUUCUCCCUGCCUUUGGUUUCGGAUGUAUUGGAAACACGGAGAUGCGCAAGGCACUGCACAAACAGCAUGAGCAAUUCGACUGA
This is a messenger RNA of Aureobasidium pullulans EXF-150, 864 nucleotides long. RefSeq lists its product as uncharacterized. Bases 1 to 864 code for a protein of 287 amino acids. Gene Ontology annotation, cellular component: mitochondrion. The record is from RefSeq and is a predicted model, not a curated record. NCBI's taxonomy places the organism in Eukaryota, Fungi, Ascomycota, Dothideomycetes, Dothideales, Saccotheciaceae. The transcript has 2 exons.